Messenger RNA from Dendroctonus ponderosae (mountain pine beetle), 3561 nucleotides. RefSeq names its product hamartin (gene Tsc1). Gene Ontology annotation, cellular component: TSC1-TSC2 complex. The transcript has 22 exons. Bases 222 to 3482 code for a protein of 1086 amino acids. Gene Ontology annotation, biological process: negative regulation of TOR signaling; regulation of cell cycle; negative regulation of cell population proliferation. The record is from RefSeq and is a predicted model, not a curated record. Lineage: Eukaryota; Metazoa; Arthropoda; Insecta; Coleoptera; Curculionidae.
CACUGGACGGUGCUGUGGUUGUCAGAACAACGAUCAGCUGUUCGCCCCGAACUCGGACUUGUUUUUGACAGAUAUCGUCCGGGUGCGAAGCAAUCUCCCUUUCCGUAGACGUGCAGCUGAAUCAGUAACCAUCCAGCCAUCUACCCAACAUGCCCAGCUCAAAUUCUAACCUGCGGGAGUUUGCUGCUUGAAUCGCCUUUUAUCCUCUCAGCGCUCGCACGAUGUCUCACCCCGACAAUUUCUUCGAGAAACUGGAGUCGGGCAACAAGGAAGUGGUGGAGAACAUCAAGCACAGCAUUCGGGAACAGUUCUCCAAAGUUCACGAGUCCUGGCUGAUCAACGGGCUCUACGAUUAUUACUUGUCCAGCAACUCUGUGCGCUGCAUGGAGGUGAUUAUCACUCUACGCGAACCCCAUCAGCAGUUCCUCUUCGACAGACUAUGCGAGUCCAUCAAAAGCCGCAAAACCGACCUAAAGGUGCGCAUUCAGGCCCUCACCCUGCUGGGGCAUAUUGCCAGAAGCCAACCCACCUGGCUGAUAACACUUCCUGAGCAUGUCCUGUUUAGGGAGUUGCUGAAUUUUCUUAAGAACGAAACUGAGCUGUUGCCGCUGAUCAGUGCCCUGCUGAUCCUGAUCGUUCUCCUGCCCAUGUUCCCUUCGAGCAUUGGCGAGCACUACUUAGAGGAGAUUUUUGAUAUUUUCCGGCGCCUGGCGGCUUGGAACUCCAACGUGCCCGGAAAACUGGGCGAAGACCAAAUGAUCCACCUCCAAGUGGCGCUGUACGCUCUGUUCCUGCGCCUCUACGGCAUGUACCCCUGCAACUUCCUCUGCUACCUGAAGAGCCACUUUAAGGACCGCAACAACCCAGUUUUCUACCACACCAUUAAGCCCAUGAUGGACACUGUGAAGAUGCACCCAUCGCUGGUGACUACUUCGAAAGAAAGCGAAACUACGACGGAAAGGUGGAAGAAAAUGGGGGUGCACGACGUUAUAGUGGAGUGCGAACGGUUCAGUCUGGACAUCACGGAUCGCUGCCCGCACGACACUUGCCAGAACACCACAGAGUUCCGCUCUAGAUCGGGCACGAUGAAUUCAAUGGGUGGUUCUACAUCGAAUGAUGCGGCCUACCAUCAGCAGAACAUCCGCAGCCUGGCCUCUUUGCAAAUGUCUGGGAAUGAGGGGUCGUUUUUCUCGCCCAGCCAGAUGUUCCAAGUGGUGCAUCCUUUGCCGAUGGGCGACGCCCAUCGGCAACGACCGGCGCUGAUCAAUCGAGUCAACUACCCGCUCAGUCAAGAAGGCUCGCCGCCUGAAGCUGCCAUAGAGGCCACGCCCGAAACCACUCCCAUACGGGACUUCACUACCAAUCCCGGUCCGCAAAUUUUGACAAAAACAAACGUGGCACGCGCGCUGACUUCGUUUCGAAGCAAUUCGAGCGGAUUCGCCCUCAGUACCACGCCGACCAAUAGCGUGCCUUCGUCGCCGAUGCGGAAGGAGCCGUCGCUUUUCGUUUUUCCCGCGGCCAAUACGGGCUUUGCCUCAAUCAGCCAACAUUUGGCGCAUAAGCUGUCGCAAGAGCGCCACGCCACGCAGGGCGGCGAUGGGUUGGGCGGCGCCAAGCCGCCUCCUAGCAGUCCUUUGAAGAUUAUCAACUCGGACCAGUCGAAUCGGCAGCGAUUGGACUCGCCCAUCAGUCAGGAGGACGAGGAGGUGUGCACUAUUUCCAGCUCGGCCGGCAGGCUGAGCGUAACCAGGAAAAGGGCGGACUUUGAGGAGAGCGCGAAGGACGGGGAGGAAGUCGAGCAGGGCUCGCCCUGUGCGGUCGGGGGCCUGCACAUGCCCAACUCCAAGUCCAUUGAUAACUUCAAGAAGAGAAUUCGCCGCUAUCGCUACCACAGCCAGUGCAACACUGAGCCGGAUCGAGUGGAAACUUCCACGGGCAGCAGCCCGGGAAAUGGAAUCUCGUUUGCGACGACGAAUUUGACGGUGAGGCGCGCCAACUCCUGCCCUGACAUGAAAAAGAGCCCGCAUGUGCCCGCGAAGGGCAACAAGAGCCGCCCCUUCUACGAGACGGACGAGGAGACGUUGUCUGGUGACCAGGCGUCGACUCACUCCAACGGUCUGGACAUGAAGGCAAAGAAAAUGAAUUUCCCGGUUACCAGCUCGGCCACGCAGACCGAAGUGUUCUGGCCGAUGCCCUACGAGCAUCUCUUCCUCAACAUAUUCCCCUCCCUCAAGGAGGAGGCGCCGGAAAUGAGGCCCAGCUCCACCCCCAGUCCUGCGCCAGCCCUCCACCAGGGGAUGGAGCCCUACAAGCCUUCCCUCUACGACAUCUUGGACAAAUACAUUGAGAACUGUGUGGCCACAGUGGACAGUAACAACGCGCUGAAGGAUCAGCUGCAGCUGAUCUAUCAGCAGUUUCUCUUUGAGCGGCACCGUCGAGAGACGCAUGCCUACCGCAAUCGGAGGCUCCUUUCCGAUGCCAAGAACACCAGACUGCUGGAGGAGUACAAUUCGGCCUUGAGAGACCAAGUGCAGCUGAAACAGAAGGAAAUCGACGACCUGCGCAAACAGCUGGAGGACUACCGAAGAGAAAUGAUGGACGAGCAAACGACGCUGACCAGCACUAUGCAUUACAUGGAGGACAAGUGCAAGAACUUGACUGAUGAGAACAGCAUUCUCCGGGAGAGCAAUCGGAAGCUGGAAUCGGACAUCGUCAACUACAAGACGAAGUGUAAUCACGUGGAUAAGGAAAGACAGCAGGCCGAGGCUGUCCUAUUGGACGCCCUUGCCGAAGGCAAGGUGGCAAGAGAACAGGCGCUGGCGGGCGAAAAACUGAAACAGGAGCUGCAGCGCGUCAACGGCGAGCUGCUGCUGAUGGGCGAGCUGCACAUCAAGUACCGCGAGAAACUGGAUCAGUUGUCUUCCAAGAGGCAGACCGAGGAGGAGCUGCGCCAGCUCUCAGAAACCUAUCGAGAGGAAGUGAAAGUCCUGCAGCGAGUGAUCGAGACCAAAACCAUCACAAUUGAGGUGUUCAGGGCGCGAAUCAACGACCAGGAGCAUGCGGCCAGCGCCAAAGACGAAACAAUAGCAAACCAGAAACGCCUCCUGGCCGCAGUGAAUGAGGAGCGCGAGUCAAUGGUAGAGGCUGUGGAGAGCAAGUAUCAAACGCAACUGGCGAUCAAUCGCACACUAGAGGAGCGCCUUUUGGAGCUGCGCCAAAGACUGGAGCUGGAGGCGGCCCGCCGCCGCACUCAUUCGCCGGACACAUCCAGCUGUCACGAAGUGCAGGCCUCAUCCACCACCACCACAGCGGCUGGAGGGCUCAGCCCUCAGCACUCUUCGCCGCUAUCGGCUUCGCUGGCCUCUUCUGAGGGCAGCGCUGCCAUGCACGAGCUCAGAAACCUCCAGAUGUACGUGGACCAGGAGAGCGGCUCCAAAUCACAUCCAGCAGAUGAGCGGACGAAUGUUGGCAAAAACGACUGAUUUUUCACUAAUGCUAUUCGUUCUAUUAUUAAUGUGAAUUAAGUAUAUUAUUUAGUCUUCUAAAAGUAAAAUCAGCGAA